Messenger RNA from Symbiodinium necroappetens, 1733 nucleotides. Lineage: Eukaryota; Dinophyceae; Suessiales; Symbiodiniaceae. The record is from the annotation of a GenBank genome assembly.
GCCCUGUUUGCGAUUCUUCUGAUGCUGGGCUUGCUUGGUGUGGCGACAGCCUCACAGGAGCAGGUCGCCAGCUUGAUCGGAGGCUUGAAUAUGCAGGGAGACGAGGCCGUGCGACGAUUCCAACAAGGUGCAGCAGGUGUUCUCAUCGUCAGCUUCAUCUGGCUGUAUUUCUUCCAUGUUGCCAUCUACCACAACACGAUAGCGCUGACAGUGUCCAGAUGGUAUUUCCGAGGAGAUCUGCAGGAGCAUCACAUGUGCCCUUCCCUUGGAGGCUGCUUGGGUGGCCCGGUUGCCAUCUCGCUUUUGCAGGCCUUCCGAUAUCAUGUUGGCUCACUGGCCUUCGGUGCACUUGCCCUGACUGCUUGUACCGUGCCGCGACUGGUGCGGGAAGCACAGUCGCAUGCAGUCAUGCAGCAGUCAUGCAGCCGGCAGGUUUGCAUAACUCAAGUCGUGCAGUCAUCAGGCUUGAGUACGUGGAGAAGCAUGCCAAAGAAACCGGCGAACAAAAUGCUUUGGCCGCAGCUGUGCGCUGUGCGACGAGGUGUUGUUUAAGCUGGCUUCACUGCUGCUUGCAGUUUGUGACGGAGUACGCCUACAUGUACGUGGCCAUCAUAGGAGAGCCUUUCUGCCCCUCAACAUGCAAGUCGUUUCAACUCUUCACCAAGUACCCUGCGCAGGUCGCUCUUAACACUCUAACAUCGGUGGUGCUCGGCUUUCUGGUGUGCAUCGGCGUGCCGUUUGCACUCGUACUCGCCGCUUUCUUCGAGCUGCGAGACAGUUGGGUCAACUUUCAGCCUGUCGCAGUCUGCGUGAUCAUCCUUGCGUACAUCAUAUCUCGCAUGUCAGUCGGAGUUUACGAUGCGAUACUGACGACUCUUUUCAUCUGCGCGAUGAGGGACGAGGAGUACUGUGGCGGACAACACAUGGGCCCCGAGCUUCGACAAGCGCCGUCAGCUGAGAAGGGCGAUGGUGGAGUUCUCAUGAUCAUCCGCUUCAACAGCGCAGCGCAACCCUUUGUUAAUGCAGGAAGCCGCUCUGACUACGCUCUCAUGUUGCCUUCUGUGCUGGUGAAAUGCACUGAGAGAGUGGCCAAAGAUGGCGAAGCUGUGAGGCGGUCAGCGCGUACCUUGCUCGGGCAUGAGCUUGUAGCCCUGGAGAAGUAUGACAAGGCCAUCCAGCAAUACCGCAGUGCCAUCGAUGUGGAUCCACGACACUAUGGUGCAUGGUGGGGCCUUGGAAGGGUCUGUCAGUGCCAGGAAGACUUAGUACAGGCCAAGUACAACUUUCUGCGAGCUGUGGAGAUCAAUGGUUCCAACCAGGUCUUGCGAACUUCCCUCGGCAUGGUGCUGCAGGCCUUAGGGGAGCCCCAGCGGGCUUUGCAACUUGUCAAUCGCGCGGCCGAGAGCAGCCAUUGCCGAGCUUUGGCAUUGUUUCAAAAGGCAUGCAUCCUGUCCUCGCAAAAGCAGCACUUGAAGGCUGCGGAUGAGCUCGUUCAAGCCAAACGCUUGGCUCCACGCGAACCUUGCAUCCAUGUGCAGAUGGGGAGAGUGCAGUUAGGCCUUGGAAAUGUUCGCGAAGCUCUACAGCAUUUCACGCAUGCAAUGGACUUAUGCGCUGCAUCAGGAGACCGUCAGCUUAUUGCAGCAGCGGAGGAAGAGCUUCGCAAUGCAAUGCCUGAUGAAGCAAGAUCAGCGAGAUCGUUGACAUCGGCUUUGUCAGAUGCAGGCGAAUGA